This is a messenger RNA of Caenorhabditis sp. 36 PRJEB53466, 2206 nucleotides long. NCBI's taxonomy places the organism in Eukaryota, Metazoa, Nematoda, Chromadorea, Rhabditida, Rhabditidae. The record is from the annotation of a GenBank genome assembly.
AUGACAAGAAAGGUGAAGACUCAAGAAGAGAAAGAGGAAGAGCGGAGGACGAAAAUCGGCGAGUUGACGGAAGCAAUAGAGAAAUUGAAGGAGGAUGCAAAGUUCGGAAAAGUGGAGAAUAAGGCGAAAAUGGAAAAAGUGUUGAGGCAGGAACUCACGAUGCUCCAGCAGGUAGGAUUUGAACGGUUCUUGGCGGAUUUAUCAGUAAUUCGCGAAAAGUUUAGGCGGAAAUCAUGGAUUUUCGCAUAUUCCAUCGAAUUUAGUAAAUAGUUACAAAUUUCAACAAUCUUAAAAGGACAUUAUGAAAAAAUAACCCAUUAUCUGAUUUUAUUGUACAUUUUGUCCGCCAGGUUCAGCCUGACAGCCUUUUCCGUUGUUCUUCAACUCGAUUUCAGAUCCCGGUGGAAUCGCUCGACUCGAAACUGGCCGCCUGCAAUUUCACCUUCUACAAAGCGGUCAUGGAGGAGAUCGAGACGGCGCCGGCAGGGACGGUCAAGUCCGUUUUGAAACCGUUCUCGCGCACAACGAAAAGCGGCCGAAAAACGGAUAUUGUAGUGGAUAUUGUCAAGAAAUCGCCGGAGACCUGGGUAAGAACAAAGGAUUGUGAGGUGUUUAUCGUCAUUUUCGAAUUUCAGAUCAAAGUGGUGAACCGCUCGGCGUCCAGAGUACUUGUCGAGUAUCGGGACGGAAAAAAGAACGGAAAUCUUCUGAUGCAAAUGCGACAAUUUAGCCACGUGGCGAAGAACUUCAACAACCCGCUGAUCCAGGUGAUAUUCAAGGACGGAGUAAUGAAGGAAAUCGCCGAAAAACUGGAUCGACACGGAAUUGAAGUGAUCGGAAGACGAUUGCCGAAAGAGGAAUUGGCCGGGAAGUGGGACGAAACUGUGCUGAACAAACUCGCGGAGCACUCGGAUUGGGAAGAAGACGAGAGCAGGUGAGGAAGCGAAAAAAGAAAAGAUUUGCCGCCAGCAGGGGUCGAACCUGUGACGUUGCGCAGCGGGCUGAGGUUACAAAAGUAUUGUGAUGAUUAUAUAUUUUCUGAGUUUCUGAUUGUUGUACAAGUGCACGAAAAUGUUGUGAAUGAUCAAGUGUAACCAAAUCAAAGAAGAAUCCGAUUCCUCUUCUGGAACUUCGCAGUCCAUCCAAGUUUUUCGCUUGAAAUCCUGCCGAAUGCCCGACUAUGAAUAUCGACUGCGUUGAAGCGCUGAAUUCCUUUCGAAUCUGUCAGGUUUUUUUUGACUACGGCUCUCCGCUGCUUAAUAGAUUCAAAGGUAGUCGUUUCGGAUUGCUCGGAGUGGCAACUAAACGCUCAUGCCGAAAGAUGUACCAAACUCACUCCCGCCGACCCGUCGGUGGGCCUGAUUUUACCCACGCCGGUUUGCCUGUGAACCGACUGAGCAGUGUCGGCUGCCGGAAAUCGCAGAGCGAAGACAUGCGCGCUCGCGCUCUCCCUUCUCACCCUCUUGUCUACUUUCCCUUGCAGGCCGUCCUCUUCGGAAACCACCCCUCGCUAUCGGAAAAUGUCGGUUCCGUCGAUUAAUAUGGACGUGAAUGCGGUCAUGGUUCUUGUCUCGAAUCUUUGCGAGCCCGGAGGUGCCGAUCCUGAGAUCUUUGACUUCGGAAAUACGAUGAUUUCGACGCAUGCGGCUCAUGAGCACAAGAAACCGUCGAAGCCGGAGUUGCUUGAAGCGGUGAAAGGUAAAGUCGAUAGGAUACCAACCAGUAGAUCCCAUUUUUGAUUUCCAGAUCUCCGUAUGAUUAUGAGUGCAGCAGCGUUCGAACAAUUCGAGAAGAUAGUGGGAACCGUGGGCGGACCGACCGAAAAACAGCGAUUCGCAGAGCUCCGGCCCAAGAUUCAUUUGAUUGAGGAUCCAGAAGAACCGUCUCCGAAGGUCGCGCUGCUGAAGGGAUCCAAGCAUCUCUCGGAUAUGGCCAAUGUAAAAAAAGAGAAAAAUUUGAUAACAUUGGAUACUUUUUUGCAGAGAGUAUUUACAAUGGGCGAUUACACGAAAACGGUCACCGUGACUGCCAAUCGCGACUUUUUGAACCUCGCCCAAUCUAGGGUAAAUCUCUCUCAAAUGGAAAAGUAAGAGAUCAAAUAUUUCAGGGUGUGUACUUUGAAUACAUCGAAGUUCAGCCUCGCCCACUCACCGAACAGAAAGAAGAAGAAGCGAGACGGCUGCGGGCGAGCAAGCGGGAACAAUAA